CAAAGCAACACUUAUGUACAUUGGCUUCAAAAUAUUUCAACUGUCAGCUGGCUUUUUGAGAAAUGUCAUUUAGCUAAAUUUAUGUGCAAAGUGUUUUACAAUUUUACAAUAUUUGUUUUACAAUUGAGUUAGUUCUGGAAUUCUUGGUUAUACUGGAUAUCUGCAAUGAUUGAAAUUACUUGCAAUGAUCGACUGGGCAAGAAGGUGAGAGUGAAAUGCAAUCCCGAUGACACUAUUGGUGAUCUAAAGAAGUUAAUUGCAGCGCAGACUGGCACAAAAUCUGAAAAAAUAGUUUUAAAAAAGUGGUACACUAUCUAUAAAGACCCUAUACGUCUAUGCGAUUAUGAAAUACACGAUGGCAUGAAUUUGGAGCUGUACUAUCAAUAAAUUAGAUAUCGUAUACUAAAAAUUGAAGUCACUGUUUUGAUAAAUAAUUUCUUUUCUUAAGCCUAUUUAAUAAAAUAUUUGUAAAAACACUAUAA
Messenger RNA from Bactrocera oleae (olive fruit fly), 482 nucleotides. RefSeq names its product Ubiquitin-like protein 5 (gene ubl). The record is from RefSeq and is a predicted model, not a curated record. Gene Ontology annotation, cellular component: nucleus; cytoplasm. Gene Ontology annotation, molecular function: protein tag activity. Lineage: Eukaryota; Metazoa; Arthropoda; Insecta; Diptera; Tephritidae. Gene Ontology annotation, biological process: protein modification process; mRNA splicing, via spliceosome.